Messenger RNA from Carassius auratus (goldfish), 1448 nucleotides. RefSeq lists its product as uncharacterized. The record is from RefSeq and is a predicted model, not a curated record. The transcript has 2 exons. NCBI's taxonomy places the organism in Eukaryota, Metazoa, Chordata, Actinopteri, Cypriniformes, Cyprinidae. Bases 385 to 1266 code for a protein of 293 amino acids.
GGUGGGUUGAUACUUAUAGAGGUCACUAGAUGGCGCUGAGCACCGGGAGGAACUUAAAACCAUUAUGAGACAAAUGCUGCAGAAUAAAUACUGCAGUUGAGCUGAACAGAAGCUAAAGUUUUCGUCUCAUUGUUUCUAUAUACAGGUGGGUUAAUGUUCCUCAAAAUGGUAUGCAUGUAUCUCAGUAUAAGAGAUAAGAGUGUUGUGAAUCGGAUUUAAAAUCACAAUCAUCCCCCCUGACACUCACCAGGCCAGGGGGGCAACAAUUUUGGGGGCUCGUCCGGGAUUAGCGCCUUGUCCUGAUGGCAGCUAAUCACCAAUAAAUGAACCUGACAUCAAGUUCCUGGACCAACGUGCUACACCAGCGAUUCCUGAGGGGAAGAGAUGUCUGCGCUACAAGAACUGCGUAGGGGAAUCCAGAGGCAGCUUCAUCAGCUGAUCAGCUCCGCCAAGACAGAUGUACUCCACAAGCUGGCAGCCUCCAUCAAGGAUGAGGUGGGGGAAGAUCUACCAGGGGAUGAUGCAACGGAGGUGGAACUCUAUGACUUCAUCGUGGACUUUUUAAAAGGUAACGAGUUGGCAAGUCAAGAGGACCAAGGCAUGACCCGCCUGCUAGUCUUCAACGAUCUCAUCACUGAACUGCAACAACCUCCAGCGGCUGCAGAAGAGCAACGUGAGUUACUGGCAGAGACUGAAUCAUUAGUGGCACCUUCAGUUGUGAAUGUUAAGGCAGACAAAUUAUCAGUUGUAGCCAGCCAGGUAACUGAUGUGAUAAAGCUGACAGAUGUUGCUGCUUUACUGCCUCGAAGAGAAUUCAAGAUAUACAGUGGCCAGAUUUCUGACUCAGAUUCUGAUGUUAGCUAUAGCUCACUGUGUAGGCAGAUUGAUGAAGGGAUAUCUGAGAAUUUCUCUGAGGCAGAAGUAAUUCGUACUGUUCUAAAGAUAAUUAAGCCUGGUACUUUCAAAGACAUGCUGACGACCAAAGUUGGGUUAACUGUAGCUGAGCUUAAACGUUUCCUCAAAGCACACUUACGAGACAAGAGUAGUGCAGAGCUAUUUCAGGAGCUUAGCAAUACCAAACAACUUUUGCUUUUUAAUGUGCCACGAGUUACAACCGAAUUGGGAAAAACUGCCUUUUCUUAUUUAGCACCUUGGGGGUGGAAUAAUCUACAAAAAGAGCUAAAGUUAGAAACCCUUAUGUCCUUAAAUGAAUUUAAAACUACUAUAAAGAGUGUUGUGAUGGAGACAUGUUCUUGUUUUUCUUAAGAGUCUCAUUGUGUUUUAUAUUUUUAUUUUUAAUAUUUUGUACUUCUUUUAUUGUUAAAAUGUACUUUAGUGUUUGUUAUGUAUGCAUUUGUUGUGAUUUGGCUGCUACCUUGGCCAGGUCUCUCUUGUAAAAGAGAUUCUGAAUCUCAAUGGGACCUCCUGGUUAAAUAAAGGUAUAAUAA